This is a messenger RNA of Penicillium concentricum, 279 nucleotides long. RefSeq lists its product as uncharacterized. Lineage: Eukaryota; Fungi; Ascomycota; Eurotiomycetes; Eurotiales; Aspergillaceae. The transcript has a single exon. The record is from RefSeq and is a predicted model, not a curated record. The coding region runs from base 1 to 279 and encodes 92 amino acids.
AUGUCUGUCAUCAUGAGGGGCUGGCUUCGAAAUGAGGAGUUUUCCAUUUCAGAGGAGGGGACGUUAACCAGGCUUGUCCUACAACUAGGGCAGCUUGUCAAGGCGCAGGGAAUUGCCAACCUUAUAAGAGGGCGGGUCGUCGAAGGCAAAUAUCUUAUGACUGGACUUUUGCGGGACGGAGGAGACCAUUGGUAUGCCAAGUGCCAAUCGCUGGAUUCUCCACACUAUUGGGAGCAACCAAGGGCAACCCUGCGAGAACUUGUUGAUGCUUUGUGUUGA